AUGCUAAGAAGAGGCUACCGAUCAUAAACCAACAAGAAAAAGGUAACCUCAACAUUGUGAACUGGGUUCUAGCUGGCUUCUAGAAUGAGUAAUUGCAGCAGCCGGGCAUUGACCCUACUCAGUAGCGUCUUUGGAGCAUGUGGUCUCCUUCUUGUGGGCAUCGCCGUUAGCACCGAUUACUGGAUGUAUAUGGAAGAAGGCAUAGUUCUGCAGCAGAACCAGACAACCGAAGUAAAGAUGGCUCUUCAUGCUGGGCUUUGGAGAGUUUGUUUUGUUGCAGGCCGAGAGAAGGGUAGGUGCGUUGCUUCAGAAUUUUUCCAUGGGCCGGAUACAGACAUCGUGACUGAAAACACUGCAAAUAUACUAAAGACCAUCCGCAGUGCUACUCCAUUUCCCAUGGUCAGCCUUUUCCUGGUUUUUACAGCCUUUGUAAUCAGUAAUAUUGGACAUAUUCGACCACAGAGGACUAUAUUGGCUUUUGUCUCUGGAAUCUUCUUUAUUCUUUCGGGUCUUUCCUUGGUGGUAGGACUGGUCCUUUACAUCUCAAGCAUCAACGAUGAAGUCAUGAACCGUCCCAGCAGUUCUGAACAGUACUUUAAUUACCGCUAUGGCUGGUCAUUCGCAUUUGCUGCUUCUUCGUUUCUACUUAAAGAGGGUGCUGGGGUGAUGUCCGUUUACCUCUUCACCAAACGGUAUGCCGAAGAGGAAAUGUAUCGUCCCCACCCUGCUUUCUACCGUCCCCGACUCAGCGACUGCUCAGACUAUUCAGGUCAGUUCCUUCACCCUGAGGUGUGGCACCGUGGUCGCAGCCCGUCGGACAUCUCUAGCGAUGUAUCAAUUCAGAUGACUCAGAACUAUCCACCAGCCAUCAAGUAUCCAGACCAUAUACACAUUUCUACAUCACCGUGCUAAAGGUGGAGCAACUGUUUGAAAGUUGAUAAGCAUCUCAUCAGGUUUAAACUCACAGUUUGACCUGUUUCAUCAGAGACGGUGUGUUGUGGAGCCUAAAACUUUACUUCAAAGUGUUUGGAACAUUAUAGCUCCAUUUUUCUUCUUCUUUUCUUUGUUU
Molecule: messenger RNA, 1069 nt
Organism: Spea bombifrons (plains spadefoot toad)
Lineage: Eukaryota; Metazoa; Chordata; Amphibia; Anura; Pelobatidae
Gene: CACNG7
Product: calcium voltage-gated channel auxiliary subunit gamma 7
Exons: 6
Coding region: 85-912 (275 amino acids)
Biological process (GO): transmission of nerve impulse; neurotransmitter receptor transport, postsynaptic endosome to lysosome; calcium ion transport
Cellular component (GO): AMPA glutamate receptor complex; postsynaptic density membrane
Molecular function (GO): voltage-gated calcium channel activity; channel regulator activity
Source: RefSeq, a predicted model, not a curated record